CAAGCCAGACAAAUAUCUAGGAUGGAUUGAUUCUUAAUUUGUUGGAACUCCACCAAAAUUCCAUACAAAGGAUGAUAUUAUUUAUAUGGGACCUAAGAUACACAUUAAUGUGUCAGCCUCCGAGUAAUCUGAACUGAAUCUCACAUCCUGUAACGAAAACGAAGGCGUGACACACUUUCCAUAUAACCUUCCAAAUCCACCCAUUUCUGAACAGUUCCAACCACUUGGUAAAUCUGAACUAGAAUUUAGUCGUGACUUCGACGGACUACAAGAGAAAAAAAAACAUUUUUAAAUGUGGAAAACCAAUAAGGAUGCCAAUCUCUGGCGGCUCCGCAGCCCUCAAUUGUCCUCCGACAUGUUAUACAACUAUCUCGCCGAGCAGGGCUUCACGUGGGGAAGCCAGUCGUCCAACUGGACAUUACACACAAUUUGGGAACCCAGAGUUAUGAGCAAGUUAAGUUUUCUUACGGAAAUGAAACCCGGUGAAGAUAUUGAAAAAUGCAAUAUCUGGAAAGUCCUCCGCGAGGGGUUUGGAACAUUCAGGACGAACUUUGACUCGUUAGUUGACCUCUCCGACAAUAUGAUAAUGGUGCGCAUCGACUGCGAAGCAUGUCCUAAAGCAACCGAACUGCCCUCAUCCCAGUGGUUGCAAGGGGCGCAAGUCUCAGAGUUCUUGAUGGACAAUGAUCUCAUCAACUUCAGAUGCACCCCAACAACUCUGGUCGCUGGUGGGGGUCUUCGAGAAAUCCUGAAGGCCUGCCUCAGAUACAACGAUCUCUUGAUCGCUGUGGGCACCGUAAAGCGCGUCGAAGCCCCACACGCUCGCAGACUCAGUUUGUUGAACUAUGAUUGUGACGACGCUGACCUCACCCUCAUCAGAGUUUCUUUCUUGCCCCCGUUGCAAGGGCAUGAUGUGAAGUUACUCGAAACAAUUACGCCCGCCGAUGGUCAACAUACCUACAAAUUUAAGUAUCGAGUUCGCUGCGGAACAUUCUUUGAGGAAAUUUCUAAGUUUGGAGUUUAUGAUCCAAAUGAAAGGACUGAAAGGGAUGAUCGUUUUCUCAUGGAGUAUAUGCCCAUUGACUGCAAUGCCAACGUUACUGCGAUAUAUAGAACAAUUGUGGAGAGGGGUAUUAAUAACAGCAAUGGUCCUGCGACUAGGCCCUACCAUCGAGUAACCUUCACUCCAGAGGACGAUGAUGCUGCGGAAGAACAAGAAGAGGAGUCGUACCGAACGUCUCCUAUCUUCACUUCAGGUGUGCCGCAUUUUAGAGGGGAACGUCAUAUUCGUGUUCCAAACGUGUCAGACUUCUGGGCAUUAGUCUUCGUCCCAUUGAUAAUUUUCUUGGCUUGCGGGCUAAUGUUUUACGGAAUUUAUUCCAUCGGUUCGGCUGGAUCUGAGGAAAUCUGUUAUUUUUCCAUAAACCAUGUUCCAGCCCCACCAAUUAAAGCUAUCGUGGUCAAGGACAUGGGUACCCUCUCCGUGAUAUACGAAAAAUCAAGGUUCAUGUGGAGGACAAUAGUGGAGAGUUUUAUGAGAAUCGUGUACUGGUUGUUUGAAAACCUCGGAUAUCGAUACAUUUCUGAAAGAUUAUUUUCCAAUACCGCACGAAUUCAUCCGAGUUGUUAAUUUAGUUUAGAAUAAUUAGAAGAAAAUCAAUAAAUAUGUUUUUCUGUUGAAUUA
Molecule: messenger RNA, 1684 nt
Organism: Folsomia candida
Lineage: Eukaryota; Metazoa; Arthropoda; Collembola; Entomobryomorpha; Isotomidae
Exons: 5
Coding region: 293-1630 (445 amino acids)
Source: RefSeq, a predicted model, not a curated record